AUGGCUAUGAUCCGAUCACGCCCAACUUCCAUAACACUCUCAGACAAGGAGGUCAACUCCUGUUCCCAGAGGAUUCUGCUUUCUCGAAUACUCGAAAGGGGCAGGUCUCCGUUGGUAUCUCCAACUCCUCGACGAGUCCAGUCCUCAUCUGAAGGGCCAGCCUCCACUCAUUCCUAUCUUGUUCCUGACUCCAGCAGCUUCGAGGAAUUUGUGGAUUGUGGUUCUGGUGAUUGCGGUAGCUCGCCAGUUGUCAGCACCGGUAAACGCAAACGGGAGACUUCGUCCCCGGGGCCAAAUGCAGAAACACCACCACCACCACCUCCUCCUCCUCCUCCACCUCCUCCCUCUCCUUCUCCUCUGGAGUCUCUACCGUCCAGCACUGAUACUAAACUAGCCGAGCAGCUGGAUUCGAUAACACUGAACUUCACAUCAUUUCUUUCACCGUCCACCUGGCUUGGUCCGUUUGCUUUGGCCUCUGGAUACGUUGGCGGAUAUAUCUACCCGGAAAAGGGGUUCUUCGUACAGUCAAAGCUCCCAGGGUGCAAUCCAGAAACAGUAGGCUAUCAAAUAAAACCUCACGCUUCUUCAAAAUUAACAGAGCCUCGAGAUCCUAUCAGCACCCUUCUAAGCCCGAUAGACCCAAAUAGAGGACUCUCAUCAAUUCUAGGUUGUUGUCUUCCUAAUUUGAAAUCGUCCAACCCAGCAACCCAACCCCAUCCUUCCAACCGCGAGAUAGCAACCACUUGCACGUCCACAGCUAGCAUGUCUUCAAUGGUCCCCAAGAUAUCUUUCUCAAUCUCAGGUCCGAGUCGGUAUGGGCAUGCGACCUCCCCAAUGGCGAGCUCAAACAUCAUCACUCCCACAAACCACAUCUUAUUCUUCGCACCAACCGCAGUCAUAGGCCAACUAGGUGCGGUACAGAAAUUCAGAAAUCAAGACCUCGGCCUUCCCACCCCGCUGUUGCAUAUGGAGACGUGGUUUACGAUUCCAUGGAUGACUGUGCAGUCGCAUACGAUUGCGUACUCAAUUCCAAACGCGGUGCUGGGUGCCAUACCACUUCGCCAUACGGGAGAGACAUGUCAUAUGAUUGAUCUUGCUACGGUCACUGGGGACAUCUAUGGACAGAAUCGGGGGCCGGCUCAAACAGCAGCUCAACCUCAACCUCAACCUCAGGCCCAGAUGACGCCUCAGGCAUCGUCAACGCUUCGCGCCCAAACUCCGCUCUUCCAGCACAUGUUUGCCCAAUCCCACUCAGCAAAUCAACAGCACACCCCUACCGGACAUGAGACUACUACCUCCACCCCAGUACAGUCAGGAGGACAGGGACAUUUUCCCACCGCCGCAGGAACAGUGCAAAACCAUAACAAUACCAACAGGAUUACGUCCGGGCCAACGGUUCCACUGACGCAGUAUGUGCCCGUUGAUCUUGGUAAUGGGAAUGUUGCGUGGCAGCCGCGGUCGGGUGGAGUUGUUGGAAUGAGACGGAGCAGUGGUGAUUAUUUGGCGGAGUGGGAGGGAUAG
This is a messenger RNA of Paracoccidioides brasiliensis Pb18, 1521 nucleotides long. RefSeq lists its product as uncharacterized. The transcript has 3 exons. The record is from RefSeq and is a predicted model, not a curated record. The coding region runs from base 1 to 1521 and encodes 506 amino acids.